AUGAUGAAUCAUCAAUUACAAGAACUCAGAGAAAGGGAGUUUCAUAAGCUGUACACAAACAAAUGGAAGUUUCUGAAUGAUGACUGGGUAAUUUUAAAGCCCACAAAAUAUCACAGAAGUGAAGUUCAUGAAGUAAGAGAAAUUAAGCAUAUAAAAGAUACACUUCUUAAACAUCUAGGGAUGAUUCCUGUUUUCUUCUUUCUGAAUGUUUUGUUUGGUUGCACUCAUUAUCCAUGUCCUUACAGAAGUGUAGAGAAAGGAUUGCUCAUCUUGUACCAACUUGUUGAAGGAUUGUCAAUCAAUGAAAUGGAAAGAUUCAUUCCAAGAAGCAGCUAUCAAGCUAUUCACAAUAUGUUCUAUAUUUCUGAAAUGAAAGAUUUGAACAAGAAACUAACAUACUAUCUGCAAACAAUGUUUUCAACUCCAGAACUACGAGUCUUUGCAGCAAAGAUACAGAAUCCACAAGGGUUUAAACAUGUAACACUAAUGUUAGGAGGCCAUUCAUAA
Molecule: messenger RNA, 507 nt
Organism: Linderina pennispora
Lineage: Eukaryota; Fungi; Kickxellomycota; Kickxellomycetes; Kickxellales; Kickxellaceae
Exons: 1
Coding region: 1-507 (168 amino acids)
Source: RefSeq, a predicted model, not a curated record